GGCAGACCGGAAGUGAGCUCCCGCGGACUUCCUGCUGCUGCUUCCCCGGGAUGGCCCUGGAGGGGCUGUCAGUGUAUGUGUAUAAGGCGGCGGCUGAGGGGCGCGUGCUGACGCUGGCGGCUCUGCUGCUCAACCGAACGGAAUCGGAGGUCCGGAGCCUGCUCAGCUCGGUCACCCAGCAUGGCGGACAGCGCUCGACUCCUCUUAUUAUCGCUGCUCGCAACGGGCACAGCAAGGUGGUGCGCCUCCUGCUCGAGCACUACGGGGUGGACACCCAGCAGACUGGCACCGUGCGCUUUGACGGAUAUGUGAUCGAUGGAGCGACCGCCCUGUGGUGUGCAGCUGGUGCCGGACAUUAUGAAGUGGUGAAGCUGCUCGUCGGCCACGGAGCCAAUGUGAAUCAUACAACUGUAACCAAUUCCACUCCACUAAGGGCGGCCUGCUUUGAUGGGAGACUUGACAUUGUCCGCUUCCUUGUGGAGAAUAAUGCGAACAUUGGUAUUGCCAACAAGUACGACAACACGUGCCUAAUGAUUGCUGCUUAUAAGGGCCAUACGGAUGUCGUUCGUUACCUCCUGGGGCAGCGUGCUGAUCCAAAUGCCAGGGCUCAUUGUGGAGCUACAGCUUUGCACUUUGCCGCUGAAGCUGGACACUUAGAUAUUGUGCGCGAACUGGUUACGUGGAAAGCUGCGAUGGUUGUCAAUGGUCACGGGAUGACCCCAUUAAAAGUAGCAGCUGAGAGUUGCAAGGCGGAGGUGGUGGAACUGCUUCUUGCGCACUCGGAUGUUGAUCUCCAAAGUAGGGUAGAAGCGCUAGAGUUGUUAGGCGCAUCCUUUGCCAAUGAUCGUGAAAAUUACAAUAUUACCAAGACUUAUCAGUACUUGUACCUGGCCAUGCUGGAACGCUUCAGAGAUCCCGACAACAUCCUUCACAAGGAGGUCCUUCCCCCAAUUUCAGCCUAUGGCAUGAGAACUGAAUGUCGCACUCCGCGCGAGCUGGAUGCUAUUCGCCAUGAUACAGACGCAUUACACAUGGAGGGCUUGAUUGUGCGGGAAAGGAUUCUUGGGUCUGAUAAUAUUGAUGUGUCACAUCCGAUAAUCUACCGAGGUGCCGUGUACGCAGACAACAUGGAGUUUGAGCAGUGCAUUAAGCUUUGGUUACAUGCGCUGCAGCUACGGCAAAAGGGAAACCGAAACACGCACAAAGACCUGUUGAGGUUUGCUCAGGUAUUCUCACAAAUGAUCCAUCUGAAUGAGCCGGUGAAGGCACACGACGUGGAGAAUGUCUUGCGAUGCAGUGUCUUGGAGAUCGAACGUGGUAUGACUCGGGUUCAGAAUCCACAAGAGCCUGAUGCUCAUUCUGCACUGGAAAACCAUGAAUGCAAUCUGUACACUUUUCUCUACCUCGUCUGCAUCUCCACCAAGACCCAGUGCUCAGAAGAGGAGCAGUCGCGCGUCAACAAACAGAUCUAUCGGUUGGUGCACCUAGACCCUCGCACCCGGGAAGGUUGCAGCCUCUUACAUUUAGCAGUUGACUCUAGCACUCCGGUAGAUGAUUUCCACACUAAUGACGUUUGCAGCUUCCCCAGUGCCUCUGUAGCCAAAUUGCUUAUAGACUGUGGUGCGAAUGUCAACGCUACGGACAAUGUAGGCAACACCCCGCUUCAUCUGAUUGUCCAAUACAACCGUCCCAUAAGUGACUUUCUUACGUUGCACUCCAUCAUUAUCAGCUUGGUGGAGGCCGGUGCUCAUACAGAUAUGACAAACAAAGAAAAGAAGACCCCGCUGGACCGGAGCACUACUGGGGUGUCUGAGAUCCUUCUAAAAACACAGAUGAAGCUGAGCUUGAAGUGCCUGGCUGCCCGGGCCGUGCGUCUACACAACAUUAAAUACCAGAACCAGAUCCCACGAACACUUGAGGAGUUUGUAGAGUUUCACUAAAUGCCUGGGUAGCCUAAGCCCAUUUAAUAUGCAUGUCACUGUGUCCAGGAUGGGGUCCACACCAUUCCCGAAGAUCCAUUUGCCUAAUCUGACAGAGCAAGGGGCUGAUCCAGUGCCAAGUCCCCUCAUGUGUGUUGGUCUUCCGACAUUGUACAGAAAUUUAACUUGGGGGGGGGGGGGGGGGGGGAAAUGAAACAUUUGGAACGGGCAUGUCAUAUUUCAGGGGACUUCUGUCCUCGCUAGAUAGAGGACCCGAGAUAAGGUGCUGAAUUAAGUGUGUUGAGAUCCUGUCUGGACAGGACAUCUCAUGGGGGACCAGAGCCCCCACUUUCUUUUUAAUUCCAUACAAUGAGGCUUUGCACAAUUUUACGUUGAAUAGAGUAGUGAAUAAUUUCAUGAACCGAGCAGCAGCUUUUUAAUUUUGCUUUAAAAGAUGUUAAUGCCUUAUGGGGGAGUACAUUGUGACUCUUCGUGUCUCCUGGGUCUUCACAUCUUGUGUGACAGAUUAUGUGAGGCUUUUGAGAAAUGUAACAUCAUUGAAUGUGUGCCAUUUUCCAGUACUGGACGUAUUCCAGGUAGCCAUAUGUUGAAUCGAUUUUUUUGCUGGCUUUUUAUAUGGUCAGUGUCUGGAUUCUCACCUUUUCUGUCUGAAAUAAAAUCUCAGGCUGGUUCCUAAAAACUUG
Molecule: messenger RNA, 2623 nt
Organism: Bufo gargarizans (Asiatic toad)
Lineage: Eukaryota; Metazoa; Chordata; Amphibia; Anura; Bufonidae
Gene: FEM1B
Product: fem-1 homolog B
Exons: 2
Coding region: 51-1940 (629 amino acids)
Molecular function (GO): protein binding
Source: RefSeq, a predicted model, not a curated record